GCGCAAGCCGAUCCGACCUUAUCAAUGGUGCAUAAUCUCUUAUCUCAAGUACUACAUCGAGCCAUACCCGGUAACGGCAAUGGAGUGCCGCCACCACCAGAUUUUCUGA
This is a messenger RNA of Microthlaspi erraticum, 109 nucleotides long. Lineage: Eukaryota; Viridiplantae; Streptophyta; Magnoliopsida; Brassicales; Brassicaceae. The record is from the annotation of a GenBank genome assembly.